AUGUCGUCCAAACACUUCAUCAACGAUCCAACCCAUCUAGUCUCGUCUGCUCUCCACAGCCUGACUCUCACCAACCCCUCCGUUGCUCUAGACUCAGACCACAAGAUCAUCUACCGCCGACCUGACUCAAAUGCCGCUUCUCAAGUGUCCAUCAUCUCCGGCGGAGGCUCCGGCCAUGAGCCUUCAUUCGCCGGCAUGGUCGGCCAGGGCAUGCUCUCUGCAGCUGUUGCAGGUACCAUCUUUGCCAGCCCUUCAGCCGAGCAGAUCCGCACCGCCAUCACCUCUCGCGUCGAUACAUCAGAGGGCGUGCUGGUCACUGUCAUGAACUACACUGGUGAUGUGCUCAACUUUGGAAUGGGUGUCGAAAAGGCCAAGGCCGCCGGUCUUGCCGUCGAGAUGGUCGUUGUGGGCGAUGAUGUUGGUGUUGGCCGUGCAAAGGCUGGCAAGGUAGGAAGGCGUGGUAUCGCGGGCACCGUCCUUGUCCACAAGAUCUCCGGUGCGCUGGCAGCUCUGGGAAAGCCGCUUGAUGAGGUUGCCAAGUAUGCCCGGCUGACUGCAUCUAACCUUGUUAGUGUGGGUGCCAGUCUGGAGCAUGUUCACGUCCCUGGCCGCAAAGUCGACAGCGAAGGCAGCCUCGAAGCGGGAGAAGUUGAGCUGGGGAUGGGUAUUCACAAUGAGCCAGGCUCGGGGCGAGAAAAGGCUGACCUGCCCAACCUUGUGAGCAAGAUGCUCAAGCAACUACUCGACACGAGCGACAAGGACCGAGCAUUUGUCAAUGUCAACUCGAAAGAGGUGGUUCUCAUGAUAAACAACCUCGGUGGUGUGAGCGUUCUUGAGCUGGGUGGCAUCACGGCCGAAGUUGUGAGCCAGCUCGAGUCAAAGUACAAUAUCCGUCCCGUCAGAGUCCUGAGCGGCACCUACAUGACCAGUCUCAACGGUCUUGGUUUCAGCAUCACCCUUCUCAACGUUGUCUCUCCCGACUUUGAUGCGCCAAGCAUGAUCGAGCUACUCGACGCACCGAGUGAAGUCGUUGGAUGGUCUGCACCCAUUCAGUCUCGCACAUGGGAAGCCAAGAACUCAGCCACAAGAACAGGCAACGACGGUGCAAGCCAGGAUGCUCAGCCCAGCGAUCUCAAGAUAGACGCCAGCUCUGCGCAGGCAGCGUUGAAGAGGGCGUUGGAAAAGGUAAUUGCCGCUGAGCCAGAGGUUACUCGAUAUGACACUGUUGUGGGCGAUGGAGACUGUGGAAUCGGUCUGAAGAGGGGAGCCGAAGCAAUCCUCAAGCAUCUUGAAGAGCGUCCCUUCACUGGAGACAUAGUGGUGGACCUCUCCUCCAUCGUCACCGUGGUGGAGAAUACCAUGGACGGAACGUCUGGUGCCCUCUAUGCCAUCUUCCUCAAUGCUCUAGUCCAUGCCCUUCGCGAUCUGGCUCCUGGCAACGCGUCUCCCGAGGUCUGGGCCAAGGCCCUCAAGCAGAGCAGUGAUGCGCUAGGCAGAUACACACCAGCUCGUCCAGGCGACCGCACCUUAGUUGACGCCCUGCACCCCUUCGUUGAGGUGCUGGGCCAGACAGGCGAUGUGAAGCAGGCAGCCGAGGCGGCGAGGAAGGGAGCUGAUGAGACCAAGGGUAUGCAAGCCAGCCUCGGACGGACUGUCUAUGUCGGGGGUAGCGGAUACCAAGAGGUUCCUGACCCUGGUGCCUGGGGCCUGGCCAGCUUCUUCCUCGGCCUGAGCGAAUGA
Fusarium keratoplasticum is the source of this 1740-nucleotide messenger RNA. RefSeq lists its product as uncharacterized. Gene Ontology annotation, biological process: glycerol catabolic process. Lineage: Eukaryota; Fungi; Ascomycota; Sordariomycetes; Hypocreales; Nectriaceae. The record is from RefSeq and is a predicted model, not a curated record. The transcript is spliced from 2 exons. Gene Ontology annotation, molecular function: ATP binding; glycerone kinase activity. Gene Ontology annotation, cellular component: cytosol. The coding region runs from base 1 to 1740 and encodes 579 amino acids.